Molecule: messenger RNA, 843 nt
Organism: Acytostelium subglobosum LB1
Lineage: Eukaryota; Evosea; Eumycetozoa; Acytosteliales; Acytosteliaceae
Exons: 3
Coding region: 1-843 (280 amino acids)
Biological process (GO): sterol biosynthetic process
Molecular function (GO): C-4 methylsterol oxidase activity; iron ion binding
Source: RefSeq, a predicted model, not a curated record
AUGAACGACACAUUGGGACAGAUCGUCUACCAGCCAACCAAUGCAUUGGAGGCAUUGUGGUUCAAUUUCGUGGACUACUUUGGCGAGGACUUCUUGAUAAGCUAUGGCACAUUCUUUGCCCACGAGAUCUUCUACUUCCUCGCUUUCCUGCCCUUCUUCCUGUGCGACUUUGUGCAUGCACUCAGGAAGUACAAGAUACAGCCAACAAAGGUCAAUGAUUGGAAGACUCAAUUCAAUUGCCUGCUCAAAGUGAUGGGCACUCACAUAUUUGUACAACUCCCGAUGAUGAUUGUAUUUCAUCCGGCCAUCCAUAGUAUUGGACUGCGCGCGAGAGUACCUUUGCCAUCGGGUUGGUACCUGCUGUUUGUGCUGGCCGUCUCCUUUGUGCUGGAGGACGCCUACUUCUACUUUGUUCACCGCUUCCUGCACCAGGGCUUCUGGUACAAGUACAUCCACAAGGUGCACCACGACCACGCCUCGCCCUUUGGCAUGGCGGCCGAGUACGCGCACCCCAUCGAGACGCUGAUCCUGGGCGUGGGCACCUGUCUGGGACCAUUCCUCCUGUCACGUGACCUCUUCACACUCUGGGCAUGGCUCGCCGUCCGUCUCUUCCAAACAGUCGAGUGUCACAGCGGCUAUGACUUCCCCUGGAACCCAACCAAAUUGAUCCCAUUCUGGGGUGGCGCGCACUUCCACGACUUCCAUCACGAGACCUUUGUUGGAAACUACUCGUCGACCUUUACAUACUUUGAUCGUUUGUUUGGAACAUCUGACAAGUAUUAUGCGAGGAUGGAGAUGAGAAAGAAGGAAGAGGAGCUUCUUGCUAACAAGAAGGCCAAAUAA